Molecule: messenger RNA, 1556 nt
Organism: Propithecus coquereli (Coquerel's sifaka)
Lineage: Eukaryota; Metazoa; Chordata; Mammalia; Primates; Indriidae
Gene: GPR17
Product: G protein-coupled receptor 17
Exons: 1
Coding region: 41-1060 (339 amino acids)
Biological process (GO): positive regulation of Rho protein signal transduction; phospholipase C-activating G protein-coupled receptor signaling pathway
Cellular component (GO): membrane
Molecular function (GO): G protein-coupled receptor activity
Source: RefSeq, a predicted model, not a curated record
CCUUGCAGGCUUGGCCCCGGGCUCUGCCUCCAGCCAAAGCAUGAAUGGCCCCGAGGUGGCCUCCCCGGCUCUGAUGGCCAAUGCGUCCCUGGCCGCCACGGAGAGGUGCGGCCAGGAGACGCCACUGGAGAACAUGCUGUUCGCCUCCUUCUACCUCCUGGAUUUCAUCCUGGCUUUUGUUGGCAACGCCCUGGCCCUGUGGCUUUUCGUCCGGGACCACAAGUCAGGCACCCCGGCCAACGUGUUCCUGAUGCACCUGGCCGUGGCCGACUUGUCCUGCGUGCUGGUCCUGCCCACCCGCCUGGUCUACCACUUCUCUGGGAACCACUGGCCGUUCGGCGAGAUCCCGUGCCGGCUCACUGGCUUCCUUUUCUACCUCAACAUGUACGCCAGCAUCUACUUCCUCACCUGCAUCAGCGCCGACCGCUUCCUGGCCAUCGUGCACCCGGUCAAGUCCCUCAAGCUCCGCAGGCCCCUCUACGCCCACCUGGCCUGCGCCUUCCUGUGGGUGGUGGUGGCCGUGGCCAUGGCCCCGCUGCUGGUGAGCCCGCAGACCGUGCAGACCAACCACACGGUCGUCUGCCUGCAGCUGUACCGCGAGAAGGCCUCCCACCAUGCCCUGGUGUCCCUGGCCGUGGCCUUCACCUUCCCGUUUGUCACCACGGUCACCUGCUACCUGCUCAUCAUCCGCAGCCUGCGGCAGGGCCCCCGUGUGGAGCAGCGCCUCAAGAACAAGGCUGUGCGCAUGAUCGCCAUGGUGCUGGCCAUCUUCCUGGUCUGCUUCGUGCCCUACCACGUCAACCGCUCCGUCUACGUGCUGCACUACCGCAGUGGUGGCGCCUCCUGUGCGGCGCAGCGCGCCCUGGCCCUGGGAAACCGCAUCACCUCCUGCCUCACCAGCCUCAACGGCGCCCUCGACCCCGUCAUGUACUUCUUCGUGGCUGAGAAGUUCCGCCACGCCCUGUGCAACCUGCUCUGCGGGAAGAGGCUCACAGGCCCACCCCCCAGCUUCGAAGGGAAAACCAACGAGAGCUCGCUGAGUGCCAGGUCGGAGCUGUGAGCCCCGGUGCCACCCGGGCCAGCCACAGACUGGCUCCCCCAGGCUACUCGAGAGAAGCCCGCCAUCUCCCAGCCACCUCCUGAGUAAAUAGCCUGAAACCUCAGCAGGUCCCUACCUGUCCCUCCGAGGCCUGAGCCCCUAGGUCACCCAGCUGUGCUCAGUCUUAACCCCUAAAAAAGGAGAACCAAAAGUAGGGAUCGCCCAGCCACCCCCUGCAGGGACAGCCUUGGCUUACUGCUUCCUACGGCUCCUAGACAUUCAGUGACUUCACCCGAGGUCAGGCGGCGGGGGAAGGGGACCAGGGGAACAAUUCCUUCACAAUGAGGGUCUUUCUUCCCUGCUAGUCUCCUUCCCACUACAGAAAUGCACAGCUUUGAGCCGCUUCCCUCGCCAGCACGCAUGUGUCGCCCUGACUUGGCCUUUUUUGUACUUGUUUGUACAAAUCAUAAACACAACCGUAGCUUUAGGACUACAAAGGUUACCGUGUUUGGCCUAC